Candidula unifasciata is the source of this 195-nucleotide messenger RNA. The record is from the annotation of a GenBank genome assembly. NCBI's taxonomy places the organism in Eukaryota, Metazoa, Mollusca, Gastropoda, Stylommatophora, Geomitridae.
UUCGCAUCGGUUAACUUCGUGGAUAAUAUUUUCACGACAUCAAAGUUUGAAGGUUCAAAUCAAAAGACCUACCUUGGUGUUGGCGUACAGGUCGGAGAGGUCACCAUUUAUAAAACCUUUACCAAAUCAAAUUCCACUUGGAAGCAGACACACUUCAAUGCGAACAUUUCCUGGACAGCAAACUCUCGAUUACAG